This is a messenger RNA of Micromonas commoda, 8060 nucleotides long. RefSeq names its product JmjN/JmjC protein. Gene Ontology annotation, molecular function: DNA binding; histone demethylase activity. NCBI's taxonomy places the organism in Eukaryota, Viridiplantae, Chlorophyta, Mamiellophyceae, Mamiellales, Mamiellaceae. Gene Ontology annotation, cellular component: nucleus. The record is from RefSeq and is a predicted model, not a curated record. The transcript is spliced from 3 exons. Gene Ontology annotation, biological process: chromatin remodeling. Bases 1 to 7992 code for a protein of 2663 amino acids.
AUGGGCAAGAAGUAUCGCCUGAGCGCGCUGAAGGAGGCGCCGGUGUACCAUCCCACGGAAGAUGAGUUCGCCGAUCCUCUGCGGUACAUCGCCUCCAUCCGCGCCGAGGCGGAGGAGUUCGGCAUCUGCCGGAUCGUCCCUCCGAGUUCGUUCAAGGUCCCGUUCAAUCAGGACGCCGCUUCCUUCGCCUUCAAGACGCGCGUCCAGACGGUGAACGAGCUGCAGCUUCGGCUGAAGAAAGGGAAGAAUAGGAGCUUCAGGACUGAGUACGCCGACUUCAUGCAGAGCCGCGGGCAGAGCGUCACGCGCUGGCCCGUCUACGGCGGCAAGAAGCUGGACCUGCAGGCGCUCUACGACAACGUCACGCAGCGGGGCGGAUUCGACGCGGUGUGCCGCGCCAAGGGCUGGCGCGACAUGGCCAGGGUGAUGGACACGCCCGCCACGGUCACCUCCGCGGCGAUGGCGCUGCGGGCGCUGUACCAGAAGUGGCUCCUGGACUUCGAACAGCACAAGGCGCGACAGGAGAACCUCUCGCCCGCGGGCAAGGCGAAGGAGGCGGCUCAGACCAAAAAAGAGCAAGAGAGGCUCGCCAGGGAGGAGAAGUCCAAGGAGCUCAAGGACCGCGCCAGGCGGGACUCCAUCGGCGUCGAGGAGGAUCUGAUCGAGGCGCUGUUCGAGCUCGGCAACGCCGCCGCGCCGCCACCGAGGGCCAAGCUCGAGAUGGGCCUCGAGGAGGUGGCGCAGCAGCUCGAGGAGCAGCCCGCGGGCUGCGUAAAUUGCGGGGGAACCUCCCACGAGGAGUCCAUGAUCCUCUGCGACGGAUGCGACCGAGGGUACCACAUGUACUGCCUGUCACCGCCGUUGGAUGAGCUCCCCCAGGGCGACUGGUUCUGUCCCGACUGCAUCGCCGCCGCGAACGACGCCGAGGACAUCGGGUUCAACUCGGGCAAGACGUUCACCAUCGAGCAGUUCAAGGAGGAGUGCGCUCGUUUCGACGCGCAAUUCUUCGGCCAAGACGAGCCGGUCUCCAUCCCGGACAUCGAGGAAGCCUUCUGGAAGAUGGUCGAGGAGGGCAGCGGCAAGUCCGUGGACGUGUACUACGGCGCGGACCUCGACACCAGCGUCCACGGCAGCGCGUUCCCACGAACCUGGGACGCCGACCACGGGCCCGGAAAGCGACCGGAUGAACACAACGCCGCCGCGGAGCACCCGUGGAACCUCAACAACCUGCCCAGCGCGGAGGGCGAGCACCCGAGCUUGCUCCGUCAGGUCAACGACCACAUCCCGGGCGUGAUCGUCCCGUGGCUCUACGUCGGCAGCACGUUUUCGUCCUUUUGCUGGCACUUUGAGGACCACAUGCUGUACAGCGUCAACUACAACCACGUGGGCGCGGCCAAGACCUGGUACGGGGUUCCCGGCGCCGCCGCGGACGCGUUCGAGGAGUGCUUCAAGCAGGCGAUGCCCGACCUGUUCGCGGCUCAGCCCGAUCUGCUCCUCCAGCUCGUCACCAUGCUCUCGCCCUCUCUCCUGGUCAGCGAGGGCGUCCCCGUGUACCGGACGGAUCAACACGCGGGUGAAUUCGUGGUCACCUUCCCCAAGUCGUACCACGGCGGAUUCAACACCGGUUUCAACGUCGCCGAGGCGGUCAACUUCGCCCCGCCGGACUGGCUCAGGUUCGGGUACGACGGCGUGGAGCGGUACAGGCUCUACCGCAAACCCUCGGUGCUCUGCCACGACGAGCUGCUCUGCGUCGCCGCGGCGGAUUCGCCCUCGGAGGAAACCGCCAGGUGGCUCAUCGGAGACCUGAGACGGCUGACCAACGAGGAACGCGGCGCACGCGAGCAACUUCUCACCGACGGCGUCGUGCGCACCAGACGGUACACGCCGAGGAAGCUCGCCGCAGCCGCCAUGACGGCUAAGAACGCGCAGGAUGCGAGGGCGUCUGCGGGGAUCAAAUCCGAGUCGGACGGUGCGUCGCCCGAGGCGGACGCCGCGGCUACGGCGACCCGCGCGGCGAUGGACGCCGCGCUGGACCCCCUGGACGACGCGGAGAGUUUGCUACCCACGAGCAACGCGAACGGCGCGUACGAUCGCGAGUGCACCAUCUGCCGGUUCAUCCUUCACCUCUCCGGGGUGGCGUGCUCGUGCAAUCCCGACAGGGCGGCGUGCCUUCGCCACUCCGCCGAGCUAUGCGAGUGUCCAAACUCGCACCGCGUGAUGUUCUACCGCAAGAGCAUCGCGCAGCUCGAGCGGCUGUGCUCCAGCACGGAGCGCGCGUGCGGCAAACGCGCCAAGGUGAGCGAGAAGGAGAAGGCUUACGGGGCGGCCAAGUUGAGGCAGAAGCGCGCCGCCGCGUGGGUGAAGCGGGCCAAGGAGGCUUUGGAGCAAAAGUCCCCGCCGACGCCGACGACUGACCUCGAGGCUAUCAUGAUCGCGGCUGAGGAGUUCACGUGGGCGGGCACGGACAUGGACGACGUGCGCAAGAUGGCCGCGAAUGUCUCCAUCGCCAUCGCGUUCCAGAAGGAGCUCGCCAUUCUCAAGCGCCGCAUCAACCUCGGCGAGGACGAGACCGUGGAUGGCCGAACCGGAUGGGAGGAGCCCGAGCUCGACGACGCGGAUAUCGUCGUCGCCGCCGCCGCCGGCGCGCCCCUCCGACGCCGCCGUGGGGGUAAGUACGGCAAGGAGGAGACCCCCACGCCCGAGGCGACGACGAAGAAGGAACCCGCGGAGGUCAAGGCGGAGGUCAAGGCGGAGGAUGGCGUCCAGGAUGCGAUGGACGUCGACGCCAAGGAUGCCAACCCCAAGCCGAACAAGGACGGCAAGACCGGCGGCGUGGCCCCGCCGAGGCGCAUGUCCCUCAACAGGCUCCGGCAGCUUCUCGACGCCGCGCCGUUCCCGUUGCCCGCGGAGGAGGAGGAGAUGUUCCGCAGGGUUCUCGCCGCCGGGGAGGACCUCGAGUCGCGAGUGGUGGCCACCCUCGCGGAGACGCCCAACCCGAAUCCCAAGAAGUGCAUCUCGCUCGCCGCGGAGGUGGCGCGGGGCCCGAUUGAGGUCACAUCCGCGAGGAGGCUCAAGGAGGCGGUCGCCGCCGCGCACGCAUGGAGCGAGCGCGUGAGGCGCGCUUUACCCGGCCGGCGGCACCGACCCGCGAGAUCGGAGCUGCCCACGCUUGACCAACUCGCCGAGCUCAAAGCCGGCGCGGUCAACCUGCCCGUUCAGCCCAACGACCUGGACUCUGUGGACUCUGCGGUGGAGGAGACCCAGGCGUGGUCGACCAAGGCGCAGACGCUGAUGGAGCGCGUCCCCGCCGCGGAGAUUGACGACGCGGAGGCUCUCUUGGAGGAGGGUUUGGACCUCCCGUGCCAGUGCCCGCGGGUUGAGCUCCUCGAGGCGGCUUGCGAGCGCGCGAAGCAGUGGGUGGAGGUGACCAUCAAGGCUGACGAGCAGAACGCGAAGCUCGAGCGGCUCCGAUCGCUCCUCGAGGAGGGCGAGUCCAUGGCCGUGUGCCCGGUCACGGACCUCGCGGCGCUGAGGGAGCGCAUACGCGUCAGAGAGUGGGCGGACCCCGCCAAGCUCGUCGCCGCCGGCAAGCCCGACCCGAUUUCCCUGGAUGAGAUCCGAGCCGUCGUCGCGGCGGGCGCCGCCAUCAUCGAGGGCGUCAAGACCCCGGAUAAGGCACCCGAGCCCCCGGCACCGACGGCGAAGGGCGGUAAGAAAGGAAAGAAGGGCGGCGGCGGCGGGAAGAAGGCUCCCACGACGGAUGCCGAGUCGGAUGCCGCCGCGCCGCCAGCUGUGCCGCCCCCCGUCGACGAGGACCACGUCACCGACCAGGAGCGCGCGUUGCUGGACCGCCUGCGGCAGAACGUGGCCAACGGCGAGGCGUGGGAGAAACGCGCCGCGGCGAUGCACGCCGACGCCGAGGUUGGCAACCUCAAGCCCCUCGAGGAUGUCGAGAAGCUGGUGAAGGAGGCGCAGGCCAUCCCGUGCGCGUUGGCUCUCUUUGACGUACUCUACGACGCCUCCAACUCUGCCCGAUCGUGGGUUGAAAAAGCUCAGCAGUGCCUCAAGGGGAAGCAGCUCACGCGCCGGGGCGCCGCCGCGCCGCCCCCGACCUUGGCGCACGCCGAGCGACUCGUGCGAGACGCGAAUAAGUUCUUCGUGCAGGUCAAGGAGCUCCAGGCUCUGACAGAGAGGGUCGCGGAGGCGAAGGAGUGGGGCGAUCGCGCCGAGAAAGCCGUGGAGAGGUGGAAGGAGGAGGGCGCGGAGCAGACGUUCACGGAGCUCAUGCUGGACCACGAGCGCUUCGGACUCGAGCUUCCCGCCGCGGCUGACGUGCGCGCGUGCCUCGCGGCGCUCGAGUGGGAGCGCGAGGUACGUGACGCGCUCUCGAUGCCAGCCGCCGCCGCGGAUGCGAAAGAUAAGAAAAAGAGUCUGAGCAAAUCCGCGGAUUCGAGCCCCGCGAGCAAGAAGCCGGGCGGUUCGGAGCCCUUACCCCAGCUGGAGAUCCUCGAGGACCUGCGCGAGCGAGCCAAAGACAUCAACACCGAUGACAUGGAAGAGGAGCUGCGGGACGAGCUCGCGCGCAGGCUCGAGAAGAUCGACGAGUGGAGCGAGAAGGUUGACUCCGCGAUGGGCCUUAACGACCGCGUGGCGACGAAGCAAAAGCCCGCCAGCGUCCUUCAAGCCGCGGCGAACGCCGAGAAGAGGCCGACUCCCGAGGUUAUCCAGGAGCUCGUGGAGCAGGGCAAGAAGCUGCCCGCGAUUGUGCCGCGCGUCACGGAGCUGGAGACCAUCCUGGACGAGCACCGGCGGUGGGUGGAGGCGGCGAGGAAACUUUUGGGGCCGCCAAAGCCGAAGCCCUCCGCGGAGCAACUCGCCGAGGAAGCAGCCGCCGCCGCCGCGACGCAAGCCGCCGACCAGGCUGCGGCCGACGAAGAGUCCGCGACGGCCGCGGCGAAGGCUGCGGAGGCUGCGGCGGAGGCUGAGCGGCUGAGGAAGAGCAAGAAGAAGGGGAAGAAAGGGAGCAAGCACGUUACUCGUAAAGAGUCGCCCGCUGCCGCCGGCGCGGUCAAGGACGAGGAAGCCGCGGCCGAGGCCAGGGAGGUGGCGCGGAUGGCCGCCGCCGCCACUAGGGUCGCCGCCGCCGUCAACCAGCGACUCGCCGCGGCGAAGGACAAGGUCGACGACAGGCCCGCCAUGGCCGACGUCCUCGAGAUGCAGUCGACGGGCGAGGGCCUUCCGCUCAAAUCCGAGGAGGGCGUCGAGCUCGCCGCGGCGGCGGCGGCGAUGACGGCGUGGUCCGAGCGGCUGCGUAAGCUCCUGAUACGUCCCCGCAGCAGCGCCGGCGUCCACGCCAUCGCGGUGGACGACUCAAUCACCGCGCUGAAGCUCGUCGUGCAGUCCAUCAGGGCGGCGACCGCGGAUCUUGAGGGCACCGGCGAGCCCCCGGAGAGCGAGGAGGGCCAGUUUUGUCUCUGCCGGCAACCCGGCGGCCGCGAGAUGCUCGGGUGCGACGUGUGCGGUGACUGGUACCACCUGCGGUGCGCGGGGGUCACCGCCACGUUCGCGAGGAACGCGCAGAAGUACACCUGCCUCGCGUGCCAGGCUGCCGCCGGGGACGUGCUCAAGCUCAACAACCCCAAGGAGGUGUACAAGCACAUCCACCGCACUCGCCGACCCGCGCUGGUCAACCUGGGGGAGAUGCUCUUGGAGGCUAUGGACUUUGCCGGUAAGCUUCCAGAGGAGGAUCUUCUCGCUGAAGUGUUCGCCGAACACGCGGCGUGGCGCGCGGCGGUGGCGGACGCGCUCGAGCGCAGGUCCACGCUCGCUCCCCUCGAGAAGGAGGCGCGGGAGACAGCCGACAAGGCCAACAAAGCCGCGGAUGCGUACAUGGAACUGCGGGGCGCGAGAGAGGCGAGGACCCGCGCCGUCGCCGAACGCGCCGCGGCUGUGCAACACGCGCAGGUGCUGGCCGGCGCGACCGCGAUGGCGGCCGCGCUGCUCGGCGCCGGGGGCGGCGGGACGCACAACGCCGCGAUGGAGGCGGCGCAGCGCAUGGCGCACCUGCCGCCGGACCAGCAGCUCGAGGCGCUCGGGCAGCAAGUCGGCCAAGCCGCGGCCAUCAAGCAGCAGCAGCUGAUGCAGCUCAAGGGCGCGGUGACCGCCGCCGCCGCCGCGGGGCUCGCUGGGGGUAACGCGGACGAGGCCACCGUCGCCAAGGCGGCGGAGUCCGCGGCUCCCUUCGAGGCCAUGCUCGUGGCGCAGCUACAGGAGAUUGGAACCUUUGUCCACCAACUCGCCACGUGCCAGCAGUCCAUCCAGCAGCAAAUUGCCGCGGCGCCGCGAGCGGCGCCGGGCUCGCAGGAGGCGGCGACGCAGCAGUACCAGGUCAUGAUCCAGGUCAUGAUGAUGCAGCAGCACUUCCUGACCCUGAGCAAGCAGCACGACAUGCAGCUCGACGCGCUGGGCAGCGGACUCAUGGAGCAGCAGAGGGUAGCCGCGGCGGCGGCGGCGGCUGCCGUGGAGCAGGACGAGGAGGACGACUCCCAAGCCGGGGACGAGCCGCCCGCCGAGGCUGCGCCCAAGGAGGAGGCAGACACCGCCACCAAGGCGGACACCGCCAUCGAGGAGGAGAAACCCGAGGCGGAUGCCGAGAUUGCGGAGGCUGCGCCCGAAGAUGCGAAGGUCGAGGCUGAAGAGGAGCCGAAGAAGGAGGAGGAACCCGAGGUGAAGGCUGAGGAGGCCGCUCUCCUCGCCACGAACGAGGACGUUCCCAAGUCCAAGUCCCCGACCCCGCCCGCACCGGACCCGCCCCAAGCGCCCAAGCCCCGCCGCAAGAAACCCCCGGAGCAGCCCAGCGAGGAGGAGAAGGAGCUCGAGACUGUGGCCAUGGAGCUCGCGAAAAUCGCUCAAGCCGCCGCGGAGAGGCUGGCCGCCGUCACCGGGCCGGGUAACCCGCUUCGGCAGAUCUUCGCGGGUCUCAAGGGGGCGCUCGCGAUGGAGAUCGACCCGAACCCGCUGGAACCCGAGCUUCCGAGCCUGCUCCGCGAGGUGUGCGGCGCCGCGUGGCGCGAGCGCGCCAACGCGGCACUCGCCGAGAAGGUUGGCUCCGCCGCCGACGCCGCCGACGCCGACGACGUUUCAAAGUUCCCGACGCUCGCGGUUCUCACCGAGCUCCGCGAGACGGGCGUCGCGGCUGGGGUGAUCAUCCCGGGGAAAACGGCCGAGGUGCCGGGCCCCGACCCGCUCGGCGACCGGGUGCAGGAGACGGAGGCUAAGGGCCAGGCAUGGCUGGAUCGCGCGGCGGAUGCGGUGGACGGGAGCAAGAACGUCCCGGUUGAGGAGGUUGUCAAGCUGAUGGACGAAGGUCGCGCGCUGCCGAUCAACCUCAAGGACGAGCUCGAGGAACUGGGCGAGCGCUGCGAGGUGUACUGCCUUUGCAAGACGCCUUACGACGCGUUGCGACCGAUGAUCUCGUGCGAUAAGUGCGAGGGUUGGUUCCACUACGACUGCUGCGGGAUGGCGCCGCCCACGGAGGAGGAACCCGAGGAUCCCGACAUUCACUUCACGUGCCCGCCGUGCUGCAAGUCCAACGGGAGCAAGUACAAGCCCUUCAGGCCGCUGCCCGUCAAGAAACAGCGAGAAUCAUCCUCCGAGGAACAGGGAGACGAGAAAGCGGACGCGGAGGCGAUUGUCGAGCGAUCGGAGGAGGACAUCGACGCAGUUGCGGAGGCUCUGACCUUGGGCCUUCCCAUCAGCGCCAAGGAGGAGGCCAAGGAGGAGGCCAAGGAGGAGGCCAAGGAGGAGCCGGAGCCGGAAGCGGAGCCGAUGGAGACGGACGAAAAACCACCACCCGAGGCGGAGGCUGCCGCCACACCGGUGGCAGACACGAAACCUCCCAAGGAGGAGGUCACGGUUGAGGAGGAGAAGAAGGAGGCGCCGCCGGAGGAACCAGCCAGGGGCGGCAGAACCACGCGACGGAGUAGACGGUGACGUGCUUUUCUGUUUUACCUUCGAAGGUACGAAGGUAGUUUCAAUUCAAGGCUAGUUUCAAUUCAUGC